GGGGCACUGAGGGUCCCCACUGGGGCCAGGACCCUUGCACAGGGUGCACAGUCUUGCUGGACCCCGAAGCCUGAUAAGCAUGAAGCUCCUAUCGUUGGUGGCAGUGAUCGGGUAUUUGCUGGUACCCCCAGCUCAAGCCAACAAGAGUUCUGAAGAUAUACGGUGCAAAUGCAUCUGUCCACCAUAUAGAAACAUCAGCGGACAUAUUUACAACCAGAAUGUGUCACAGAAGGACUGUAACUGUCUGCAUGUGGUGGAGCCCAUGCCGGUGCCCGGCCACGAUGUGGAGGCCUACUGCCUGCUGUGCGAGUGCAAGUACGAGGAGCGUAGCACCACCACCAUCAAGGUCAUCAUUGUCAUCUACCUGUCGGUGGUCGGGGCCCUCUUGCUCUACAUGGCCUUCCUGAUGCUGGUGGACCCUCUGAUUCGAAAGCCGGAUGCCUACACCGAACAGCUGCACAACGAGGAAGAGAAUGAGGAUGCCCGAUCUAUGGCCGCUGCUGCCUCCCUUGGGGGCCCCCGAGCAAACACGGUGCUGGAGCGCGUGGAAGGCGCUCAGCAGCGAUGGAAGCUGCAGGUGCAGGAGCAGCGGAAGACAGUCUUCGAUCGGCACAAGAUGCUCAGCUAGAUGGGCCGCGCAGUCCAAUCGGGACCAGCAGCCACGGCUGCCCGCUUCUGGGGCUGGACGGAGCCGGGACCACAUCUCCCCCCACCCCAGUGCCACUCUUCCUGGUCUUCCCACUCCAAGCCCAUGGCAUCUGUUCCCUCUCCCUCUCUUCAGAGCUGCCGUGCUCAGCUGGUUUCAUCUGGGAAGAGUGCUGGGGGCCUUGAUCUCUAGCUUGCCCACCCAGGUCUUUGGGGCUGAGGGGAGGGGGAUGUUUCAGGUGACCUCAGGAGAGGAACCGGUCUGUCUCUCCUUGCUCCACCCUCGCCGCCCUUCCUGCUGCAAACUCUAGGGAUGCUCUUAGCCUUUGGCAGAUGAAGCUGGGUCACCGGGACGUGGGGUGUGGGAGGAAAGCCAGGCCCAGCUCUCAGCACCUGCUCCUUUCUACUGCUCCUGCCCUGAUACCUUGGCCUCAGGAAGGCUCUGUGGGAGGGCGGAGGCCCAGAGCCACACCCUGGUCUUCAGGACAAAUCUGUCACUUGUCCCACAGAUUCCACCCUCCCUCUUCCCACCUCGGUGGCAGCCUGGCCCCUCACUCCAACUUCCGAGACCAGCUGGUCCCCUCACUUCCCGAGUCUGCGGUUACUGAGCCAGACGGUCGGUGGGACAGGCGACUAAGGGUGAGCCAAGGCCCUGAGUGCUGGUGCUCCUGCUCUUGGCGCACCCCCGUCCCUGAAUUUCAUUGUCCCCCUGCAUGGAGAGAAAGACUUGUCCUUACAUUGUCUGUAAAUCAAGGAAGCCAUCAUUAAACUGUCUUAGUUCCUCAUUUUUUAGAUCUUCAGAGAUAGAGAAUGAAAAGGUUCCACAAGUCAUCUGGAGAGGGCUGUGUCCCAGAGGGGACA
Talpa occidentalis (Iberian mole) is the source of this 1506-nucleotide messenger RNA. It is a transcript of the gene TMEM9, whose product is annotated as transmembrane protein 9. Gene Ontology annotation, cellular component: lysosomal membrane. NCBI's taxonomy places the organism in Eukaryota, Metazoa, Chordata, Mammalia, Eulipotyphla, Talpidae. The coding region runs from base 80 to 628 and encodes 182 amino acids. The record is from RefSeq and is a predicted model, not a curated record. The transcript has 6 exons.